CAGAGAAAUCUUGCGACAUUCCUCGUCUGACUCGUGAGGUCCUUUAGAACAAUUCUGCUGUCAGUGUUCAACUUUCGCAUCGAGUUCGUCCAUCAUUGUGAAUUGUAUUCAGCGAAGCGAUUACCCCUACAGUCUUUCGGUACAACACAGAUCAUUCAUGACGAUGGCCAGUACAAACGACACCAACGGUGCUUCGCCCCUCUCCCACCGUCCGGCCCCUCCAGCGAUAGCCCUAUCCGCGACCGAGUUGAUCGGCAACACACCACUGGUUCGACUGAACAAGAUCCCCCAGUCUCUGGGCAUCGAGUGCGAUGUCUAUGCCAAAGUUGAGCUGUUCAACGCUGGCGGCUCGGUCAAGGACCGUAUCGCCCUGCGCAUGAUCGAGGAGGCCGAGAAGUCUGGGAGAAUAAAGCCUGGCGAUACCCUGAUCGAGCCUACCAGCGGCAACACUGGUAUUGGUCUAGCUCUUGUUGGUGCGAUCAAGGGUUACAAGACUAUCAUCACCCUCCCGGAGAAGAUGUCAGCGGAGAAAGUCAGUGUCUUGCGCGCUCUUGGUGCCACUAUCAUCAGAACACCCACGCAGGCAGCCUGGGAUGCCCCCGAGUCGCAUAUCGGAGUCGCUCGACGAUUGGUGAAGGAGAUCCCUAACGCACACAUCUUGGACCAAUACUCGAACAGAGACAACCCUCUUGCCCACGAGUUCGGAACAGCGGAGGAGAUCUGGCAUCAAACCGGAGGCAAGUUGAACUGUAUCGUGGCCGGUGCCGGAACUGGUGGUACCAUCACCGGUCUUGCCAAGGGUAUCAGGAAACACAGCAAGGACGUCAAGAUUGUCGCAGCAGAUCCUCAGGGCAGCAUUCUUGCAUUGCCCGAGUCGCUUAACGAGGAGCACAAGGAUGAGCCGUACAAGGUGGAAGGCAUCGGUUACGACUUCAUCCCAGACGUGUUGGAUAGAGACAUCGUCGACAAGUGGUAUAAGACCGACGACCGCGAGAGUUUCAAGCUUGCUCGGCGCCUGAUCGCCGAAGAGGGUCUGCUUGUUGGUGGCAGUUCUGGAAGUGCUAUGGCUGGUAUGGUGCAAGCAGUCAAGGAUCUUGGACUCGGCAAGGGCGACGUCGUUGUUGUCAUCCUUCCGGACAGUAUUCGAAGCUACCUCAGCAAGUUCGCCGAUGAUGACUGGCUAGCGGCCAAUGAUCUUAUGCUAGAGACAGACGAGGCUGCCAAGCAGGCGAUCAAUGGAGACUCGAAGAAAGAACACGAUCCUUAUGCUGGUGCCACGGUCAAUUCACUCAGACUCAAGCCAGUCACAUCUGUUGUUGCAACUCAGACCUGCUCUGAUGCCAUCGAGACAAUGCGCGAGAAGGGGUUCGAUCAACUGCCUGUACUAGCUGGCCCCGGAGGCAAACUUGUUGGACUUGUCACACUCGGCAAUCUGCUCAGCUACAUCUCCCGUGGUCGUGCAACUGGACAGAGUCCUGUUUCCGAUGUUAUGUUCGAUUUCGGCCGACUUGAUGAGGUCGUCACGGACCUCAGGAAGGGCAAGGGCAAGGGCCGCCGAAAGUUCGUCGAGAUCACCAAAGAUACUACGCUCACUGAGCUUAGCCAUUUCUUCGAGUGGAACAGUGCUGCCGUCGUUACUGAGCCUGGUGAUGGCAAGGCUUUGACCAAACCUCUGGCUAUUGUGACUAAGGUCGAUUUAUUGACCUGGAUGGUCAAGCAGAGCAAGUAAAGUUCUAGUCACGUCGUGCAUCAAGACAGCCGUUUGCUGGGAAUUUUCGUUCGGGCGUUUUGGGGUUUAGGGGAGACAUACCCGAGUUUAGAUCGCUCUUGAUCUGAUCAACUCGGAUAUCUAGAUUCGCAUUGGACGGAUAGCAAGACUAAGAGGGACUCAACGUCCAUGGACACCAGAGAAUAAAUACCAAGUGGAACAUAAUAAGAUUCACUAUGCCAGCCAACUCUUUUUUAUUUGUAUCUUCCCAUCUUGUUGACUGCACCAAUACUUUUUGUUCUUCGUAACACGAGUUCCAGAUUACCAGCACGU
This is a messenger RNA of Truncatella angustata, 2041 nucleotides long. RefSeq names its product tryptophan synthase beta subunit-like PLP-dependent enzyme. Gene Ontology annotation, molecular function: cysteine synthase activity; cystathionine beta-synthase activity. Bases 158 to 1729 code for a protein of 523 amino acids. The record is from RefSeq and is a predicted model, not a curated record. Gene Ontology annotation, cellular component: cytoplasm. The transcript has a single exon. NCBI's taxonomy places the organism in Eukaryota, Fungi, Ascomycota, Sordariomycetes, Amphisphaeriales, Sporocadaceae.